AAUGAAACCGACAGAGAACUAAAAAAAGUACUUGACUAGUGUAUUAGGUUAACCACAAACCUAAAGCGAACAGAGCUUGCUGAUAGUGUUUACUUAAGCGUGUGAGUGUUAGAAGAAAAAAUCUCGGUUAAUUCAGCCGAGGCGACUUGCAGUAUUCGCAUUAUCUUAUAAACAAUGUAAACGGGAUGUUAUGUUGCUCACCGAGAAAGUAAACUAUAUAGGCGACUCGUUUAUGUUUUCUUUAAUGUCUAGAGAGUUUAUUUAUCAUUUUUAACAGUUUCAUUAAUAUAUACUACUUUGUGAUGAAAACGAGGCGAGGCGAAGCAGAUGCUCGGUAGACUGGGAGUCUGCAGCGUUUUCAAGAGACCUCCCAAGAAAGGUCUGCCCGACCAGAGGCCCAAAUAUAACAUGUAUGACCAGAAUGGUGGAACGGGAGGAAAUGGUAUGCCUAUAAGAUAUAUGGCUACUGGACCUUCAGGUGGAACCAUGAAUCACCAGCAUCAAGAUGAUCGCUCAGGGUCUACUACCUACAACCCCUUGACUCCCCAGUUAAGAGACCGAUACUAUGCUCCAGGCCAGGGGCCCAAAGAAGACCACCACACAUGGAACCCCCGCAUGGCCAGCCAUGAACUUCACAAUCGGGGAUCAGAGAAGCACAUCUCUACUAUUGAUGCAGAGAUAGACUCUCUUACAUGCAUGCUGGCUGACCUGGACAGUCACCCUCAGAGCACAAGCUCACAGUUGUAUGACAAUGUGCCUUACAGCAAGCACCUCCCAAUCGAUCGCUAUAACCCUCCCAACCAGAUGGGGGCUCCACCAUCAAGCAGGCCCUCAAUGGGCUAUCAGGCUCCACUCCAAAACCAGUACCACCCCGCCCCACCUUACACCUCUACACCUCAGCCAGACUAUGUUUACUCCUCCGCUGCCUCUUCCAUCCACAAACCUUACCCCCAACCAGUGCCUGCCUCCUACACCACCGCCUCCACCCCAACCGGCCCACGCUUCUCCGUACAGGUGAAAACAGCUCAGCCCGUCACCUAUUCUCAGAGCGGACGGCAGGCAGAGCAAGCUUACACCCCUCCACCACCCCGCCAGCAUGCCUCUUGCCCCCCUCAGCAAGAACGACCACAUUAUGAGCCACAGGGACAGGGCUGGUACCCACCGCCACCUCCUCCUGUACAAGAACCUCAUGGAGAUCCUGCUGCUUAUAAGGGGGGAUCAGGUAAUAUGCCAGGAGGGAGAGCCGGCCAGGGACAACCAGUGAAGAAGAGUCAAGAUCAAGUGUCAGCAUAUCAAUCUAACAAGCAGGGGGCAGCACCACAUCCAGAGGAAGAGUUGGAUCGACUCACCAAGAAGUUGGUGUAUGAUAUGAAUCAUCCCCCUACUGAGGAAUAUUUUGGUCGAUGUGCUCGGUGUGGGGAUAAUGUUUUGGGAGACGGCAGUGGCUGUAUUGCCAUGGAGCAGGUGUUUCACGUGGAGUGUUUCACCUGUAUCACCUGUCAUGCGCGCCUGAGAGGCCAGCCCUUCUAUGCACUAGACAGGAAGAGCUACUGCGAGAGCUGCUACAUUAGCACACUUGAGUGCUGUUCGAAAUGCUCUGAGCCCAUCCUAGACCGGAUCCUGAGGGCGAUGGGAAAGGCUUACCACCCUCGCUGUUUCACAUGUGUGGUUUGUGGCUGUUGCCUGGAUGGAGUGCCUUUUACUGUGGAUGCCACAUCUCAGAUCCACUGUAUUGAGGACUUUCACAGGAAGUUUGCCCCCCGCUGCUCUUUAUGUGGCCAGCCCAUAAUGCCAGAGCCUGGGCAGGAAGAGACGGUGAGGAUCGUUGCACUGGAUCGCAGUUUCCAUGUUAAAUGCUACGUCUGUGAGGAUUGUGGUCUACUCCUCUCUUCAGAGGGCGAGGGAAGAGGCUGCUAUCCCCUAGACGGACACAUUCUCUGCAAGAGCUGCAGUGCCCGUCGCAUCCAAGAUCUUUCUGCCAAAAUCUCCACUGACUGCUAAUGCCCCCAUCCCAUCACUCUGUGUCCCUUCUCUUCUUCAUAGUUAUUCUUCAGAAUGUACCACUAUCUAAACAUCCACCGCCUGGCAUUACUUCCAUCCUUGACUUUGCAUGUCGUUCGCACAAAUAAUACGAAGACGUCCCUCUCAGGGUAGCAUAGAGCCGAGGAGAAAAAAAAUAGUUCUAGUGUUUAGAGUAGUUCCACUGGAAAGCUGUUUCCUCAAGAAUAUAGAAAAACAGGUGGUGAAUGAAAUAUGAUGGUGUUUGUGUAUAAUCCUCAGCGUAUGUGUGUUUAUGCGAAAUGUGAGCCUCGUGAACAGGGUGCAUUUCUACCUUGAAGCAGUCACUUUUACAACACUAAAAUAUUAACCUUUAAUGGAAAUAUAGUAACAUGUCACAGUUUCCUCAAAUAAUGCCCCAAUUCUGCUGGCAGUUGGGGUCACUUCAUAUUGUCCCCAUUCAGAUCAUCUCUUUUCUUUUAUCCUCUCAAAAACAAAAACCUGAUGUCAGUGGAUAUCCAGUGCUCAUUAUUUUAAUACUUGAAAUCAUGAUUGUUGAAGGAUGUUAUUACUGUAUUUCGUUUACUGACUCGAUAUUCGUUUAAUAUCAUUACAUUCGUCAUGAUACUAAUGAUAAUUCUGGUAAAAAGGUUGGAAAAGUUUAACACAGGCAGCUGUUUUGUUCUGUUUUCCGUGCAGUCUUUAGCUCUAGGUUUACGCUGAUUUCAGAAACUGUUACAAGAGAAGUGUUGUCAGAUAGGAAUAAAGGCUCAGUUUGUUUAAUGACCGCUUCAAUGAAGGAAAUCUUUUGACAGGUGUGUGUUGGAUCAAAGUGGUUGAUUUCAUUUUAAAGCUGAGCAGCUGCAGUUUUUUGCUACAUUCAGCGGUUUGGGUUUGGCAGCAGGGUGGAUUAUUUUCAAGGAGUUUGAAUAGUGAAAGAAAUAGAGAGCAGUUAAGGAACGGAAUCUAGUAGGUUAGAUGAAUUACAAAUCGUGGCUUCUUAUUAGAAAUAGAACAUUUCUCAUCACAUCAAGAAACUUAGUCGCGAUUUUGUCACUAAAUAUACAUCGAUUAAUGUCUAACACAGUAAAUGGUCAAGUAUGAAGGUUACAAGGAGGUAAAGUACGUACUAGAGAAAUGACUUUCAGAUUGUUACACAUCUGACACUUGUGCAGAGAUUGUUACUGGUUGGCUUUAUUCUAUUACAUCAUAUUUUCUGUAUUUGUUUUAUUUUAUGUCAAAAUGCAUUUUUAAUUGUCUGUUAUUUGAAUGAUGUGUAGCAGCAAGCAUCCAUUGCUUAAUGCCAUUAUAUAAAAAGGUGUUGAUUGUUUGAAGCAACAUAAUUAAGUGCUAGUUUUUGCGCUGACAAAUGGUUACAAUUAUCUAGAAACUAAAAGCAUAAAGUGGUUCAGAUGGUUGCAUGCUUUAUUUAUUGAUUUGCCUGGAAUAUUUUGUAAGAUUAUUCCAGCAUAGUGUCCAUCUGGUCAAUUUGCUGCCAAAAAACUUUUUCUAAACCUGUCAUUGCAGAUGAUUGCUAAUUGAUAAAGUGCCCUGGUACUGCACAGUCUGUUUCAAUGGCUGAUUUACUUUUUAAGCUGCCAGUUUAUUUCGGCACGUUUGGAGGAGUUUGCAUUUUAUUUUCCUGAUGUUGAGUUUAGGGGGAGAAAAAGAUCAGCUUUAUAAAUCCAGCUGUUUUUACUGCAAAUGUCUAUUGACAUCUAGUUUGUACUGACCGUUGUUCCAAUUUAUGAUUUGAUGAAUGUGAAAGAAAACAAAAACUGACAAAAAAGUUUUUAGUGUGUUCUUGCUGUUUAUCUUACAUCCCAUAGAGCCAAUCACACAUAAACACACUUUGCCUGAUCACACUUUAUUACAGAGGACUAGCAAUCCAAUGACACUGUUGCAAGGUCAACACAAAAACCUCUAUAUCAAGAUUUUAAAUGUUAAUCAUAUAAUCUCUGGCCAUCAAUCCUGAUAGUACCCAUAAUACAAACAUUUUAUAGCAUACACUGCAUAAAAGUCAGAGUUAAUCUCUCUUUAUACUGGAAUAGUAUUACUGUGUGUGCUGGUGAUUUUUAAGGAACAAUCUUGGUUAAUGCAGGUGGUAUAAGAAAGAGAAGAAGCUGAAGAACGUAUAGAUUAUUACAAUCCAUGCUAUAUGCACAGGACCAGAAAUCCUCUAAUCAAGUUAUUUUGAUGGCUACACAAGUAUAACAGUGUUUGUAAGGGUCUUGCAGGUUGACUAACAAGAGGUGAAGGUCUUCCAGUAGAAAUUCCUGCAGCCUGCUUUGCGUUCUCGUUGAGAGAAAAGAAGAUGAUUCAGAAACCUUUAGUUGUCAAAAAGAAAACAUUCUAAUUUGAACUUGCUGUAGUUUUUAGAUAUGCAUAUUAUUAU
This is a messenger RNA of Sinocyclocheilus anshuiensis, 4393 nucleotides long. RefSeq names its product thyroid receptor-interacting protein 6-like. Lineage: Eukaryota; Metazoa; Chordata; Actinopteri; Cypriniformes; Cyprinidae. The record is from RefSeq and is a predicted model, not a curated record. Gene Ontology annotation, cellular component: stress fiber; cytoplasm; focal adhesion. The coding region runs from base 328 to 2001 and encodes 557 amino acids. The transcript is spliced from 11 exons. Gene Ontology annotation, biological process: positive regulation of non-canonical NF-kappaB signal transduction; cell-cell adhesion; signal transduction.